Molecule: messenger RNA, 1274 nt
Organism: Drosophila melanogaster (fruit fly)
Lineage: Eukaryota; Metazoa; Arthropoda; Insecta; Diptera; Drosophilidae
Gene: inaF-A
Product: inaF-A
Exons: 2
Coding region: 2-271 (89 amino acids)
Source: RefSeq, marked reviewed
CAUGGCCUCGUCCACUUUGGAUUUGGGUGAAAAGCCGGAGGAAAAUGAUGACGUGCGCCUGCCCAAGGAGCAGCAACCACCAGCCUUCUUCGAAUCGAAGACCUUCCGGAUAAUUUCGAUCUUUCUGUAUCUGGGCGGGAUCAGUGGCCUGGGAAUGGUGCUGGCCCUCUACUAUCUCAUGUUCUUCGACUCCAGCAUGCCGGACAUUCAUCUCAAGUUUCCCGUCUCCAUUGGCGGCCAUCCAGUGCAGAAGGUGCACGAGUACCAGUGACCAUUUGACCACUUGACCCAGCCGGGUGAUAAAAUUGUGAUACCCGAGAAAAUAGCCAUUCGCCUCCUGAACUCAUCGGAAGUGACCGCGGAGCAGUUCUACAAGCACAUCCUCGAGCAGUACCGCAUCCUCAGCCACAUGCAACAGCAGCGCCAGCAACUGCUGCAGCGCCAACAUCUCCAACUGCAGCAGCUGGAGGCAAACAAUCGCUUCCAGGAGGUCUUUGCCACGGCCACCAUCAUUCAGGCACAUCCGCAUCCCCAUCCACAUCCCAGGGAGCCGCCCAAGAAGCCGCUUUUAGGACCAUAUAGCCCGCAACCCGGCAACAUAAGUCACGCUAUGGGUGGUGAUCAGUUGGAUGCAGAAACGGAGCAGGGUCACAUGCCUCUAAUCCUGGAUACCUCACCGCCGGUCGAAGUAACCGGAAUGGGUCACCUGAAGCGGAAGACACAUCGCGGUCACUACAAACAUCAUAGAGCCCGAGCCGGUGGUCAAAAGAAACUGUCCAUUGCCAAUUCGAUGGCCAGCUCCACGCCGAGCACCACAGCCGGAGGAGAUGCGUCAAUGGCCACUGCGGCCACUUUGCCACAUGGUUAUAUGGACGCUCCACUAAAUCCGGCGGCAGGAACCAUUGUCCAGGCACCACAACUGCAGCUAUACACCUCGAUGCCCAUUCCACUGAUCCUGAGUCCCAGCGACGAAAAGCGUCCUUCGCACCACGCCCACGGACAUGUCCAUGGCGAGAGGCGGAACGGGGCGCAAUCCGGCGGCCGGCGAAGGACCACGACGGCAUCGGUUUCUGGCUACGAGGCGCAGACCUACCUCAAUCCGUUUCUCACCGGCGAGCUGAUCUUCGAGAAGUAAGGGACUGCACCCAGAUCAGGAAACGUCGCGGUUCAUUGUUUUUUUUUUUUUUUUUUUUUAAUGCAUGUAGAGGGAUAUACACUACAGUCAAGAUCGGAAUUGGAGAUUAGCUCAUAGAAAUGGUAACUGCCCAAGAAAC